AGAGAGCCGGCGACGAUCUCAAGACUCAAGAAUGGCAGCAAGUACGAGUAUUCCUGCGACCAUGCACGCAUGGCGAAAACAUAAGGGCAACCCCGAGCCUGUCUGGGAGGAGGUACCCGUUCCUGAGACACCUCCGACGGGGUUUCUCUGCAAGUUACUUGCUUCAGGAGUAUGCCAUAGUGACGACAGCUUGCUCACGAACGAGAAGCAACGACCGUGGUUCCAGGAGAAGUAUACACUGGGUCACGAAGGAUGCGGAGAAAUUGUCAAAAUUGGCAGUGAGGUGAAAGACUCGAGGUUCAAAGUGGGUGACCGGAUUGCACUAUUGGCCGUGCCAGGCUGUGGUUUGGACACAUGCACUGAAUGUUCGCGCGACCUGGCACAGCUUUGUGUGUCUGGCCACCAUUCUGGUAUCGGUCAGGAUGGCUUCUUCGCCCCGUAUGCCGUGAUAGACGCCAGAGGAGCAGUAAAAUUGCCCACAGGCGUCUCUGCUGCUGAAGGUGCAGUAGCCACUGAUGCUGUGAUGACGGCAUACCAUGCCAUCACGCGGCGUGGAGAAGUAAAAGCCACUGAGACUGUCUUUCUCUUCGGGCUUGGAGGACUUGGGUUCAACGCAUUACAAGUCAUCAAGCAUAUAGGUGCCAGGGUGAUUGUAUCGGAUAUUCGACAGGAAAGACUCGAUGCGGCAGCGAAGCUCGGAAUUCCCAGGGAGGACCUUGUGCCUGCUGGGUCGUCGGUACAGGACUUUGUCAAGGAGAAGGGCCUAGAGGGCAAAAUUGAUACGGUCUUGGAUUUCGUUGGUACGAACCAGACAUUCCAGGACGCACAAAACAUAGUGCGCCUCGCUGGCAAGAUUGUAUGCAUUGGCACCCUGAAUCUAGAAAAUACGGUGCAUAUGAAGAUGGGCAUCAGGAAGAGAUUGACUUUUAUCUUCUCAUAUGGUGGACAACUACGGGAUCUUGAGGAAGUGCUCGACCUAAUCUCUAAAGAUGCCCUCCGCCCACAGGUCGAGACGGGCCGCUUGGAGGAUUUCCCGCGGGUGCUUAAAGAACUGUGUGAAGGGAAAAUCAAGGCUCGUGUGGCUCUGCUGCAAGACUGAUGACAUCAGGUCUUGUUGUCGCUCAAAAGACAUGCCCAAGACACAAAAUUUGGGGGUGCUAAUUCGAGCCGUUCACACUGGCGCUCUUUGGUAGACCUAUGCCCACAGCUGCAGUGGCACCGGCAUCGACUGGAAGAAUGACUCCAGUCAUCCAUCGAGCAUGAGGCCCAGCUAAGAAUACAACUGCACAAGCACAAUCCCAGCCUGUGCCUUCUGUACCUAAUAAGCUUCGCUUCUUCCUUGCUUCUCGUGCCUCUUCGCUCAUUCCACCUGCAUACAUCAUCGGUGUGUAAAGCAU
This is a messenger RNA of Exophiala viscosa, 1397 nucleotides long. Its product is annotated as chaperonin 10-like protein. The transcript is spliced from 7 exons. NCBI's taxonomy places the organism in Eukaryota, Fungi, Ascomycota, Eurotiomycetes, Chaetothyriales, Herpotrichiellaceae. Gene Ontology annotation, molecular function: zinc ion binding; oxidoreductase activity. The record is from RefSeq and is a predicted model, not a curated record. Bases 32 to 1099 code for a protein of 355 amino acids.